AUGUCGACCGCUCCUCUCUCCGGCUUCUUCCUCACCUCUCUUUCCCCGUCUCAAUCCUCUCUCCAAAAACUCUCUCUUCGUUCUUCUCCCACCGUCGCCUGCCUCCCUUCUUCCUCCUCCUCCUCCCGUUCCGUUCCAACCCUUAUCCGUAACGAGCCCGUUUUUGCUGCUCCUGCUCCUAUCAUCACCCCUUAUUGGAGCGAAGAGAUGGGAAGCGAAUCAUACCAAGAGGCCAUUGAAGCUCUCAAGAAGCUUCUCAUCGAGAAGGAAGAGCUAAAGACGGUUGCGGCGGCGAAGGUGGAGCAGAUCACGGCGGAGCUUCAGACAGGUACUUCGUCCGACAAGAAAGCUUUCGACCCCGUCGAAAACAUUAAGCAAGGCUUCAUCACUUUCAAGAAGGAGAAAUACGAAACCAACCCUGCUUUGUACGGUGAGCUCGCCAAGGGUCAAAGUCCCAAGUACAUGGUGUUUGCUUGUUCGGACUCACGUGUGUGUCCAUCGCACGUUCUCAACUUUCAGCCAGGAGAUGCUUUCGUAGUCCGUAACAUAGCCAACAUGGUUCCUGCUUUUGACAAGGUCAAAUACGGUGGAGUUGGAGCAGCCAUUGAAUACGCUGUCUUGCACCUUAAGGUGGAAAACAUUGUGGUGAUAGGGCACAGUGCAUGUGGUGGGAUCAAGGGGCUUAUGUCUUUCCCCUUAGAUGGAAACAACUCCACUGAUUUCAUAGAGGAUUGGGUCAAAAUUUGUUUACCAGCCAAAUCAAAGGUUCUCUCCGAACUUGGCGAUUCAGCAUUUGAAGACCAAUGUGGGCGAUGUGAAAGGGAGGCAGUGAAUGUUUCACUAGCAAAUCUUUUGACAUAUCCAUUUGUGAGAGAGGGACUUGUGAAGGGAACACUUGCUUUGAAGGGAGGCUACUAUGACUUUAUUAAGGGUGCUUUUGAGCUUUGGGGACUUGAGUUUGGCCUCUCCGAAACUAGCUCUGUUAAAGAUGUGGCUACCAUACUACAUUGGAAGCUGUAG
Thlaspi arvense is the source of this 1020-nucleotide messenger RNA. The record is from the annotation of a GenBank genome assembly. Lineage: Eukaryota; Viridiplantae; Streptophyta; Magnoliopsida; Brassicales; Brassicaceae.